Messenger RNA from Lynx canadensis (Canada lynx), 2556 nucleotides. RefSeq names its product solute carrier family 12 member 8 (gene SLC12A8). The record is from RefSeq and is a predicted model, not a curated record. Gene Ontology annotation, molecular function: potassium:chloride symporter activity. Gene Ontology annotation, biological process: chloride transmembrane transport; potassium ion import across plasma membrane; cell volume homeostasis. Lineage: Eukaryota; Metazoa; Chordata; Mammalia; Carnivora; Felidae. Gene Ontology annotation, cellular component: membrane.
AUGGCCACGCCUACAUGCGGCCGUGCUGGGAGUGGUCUACUGAGUGGCCAGAAGGGAACCGACCUGCUGGACAACCAGUCUGUGCCUGUGUGGGUACAGGGAUCACUGUCGGGAGAGAACAGCGACACUUUUGCAGAAACAAUCUUCAAGACUGGGGCGCUGGCCCAGCCCCAGCCCUGGUGGAAGAGCCAGCUGUUUGUGUGGGAGCCAGUGCUGUUUGGGACCUGGGACGGUGUGUUCACAUCCUGCAUGAUCAACAUUUUUGGGGUUGUCCUUUUCCUGAGGACUGGCUGGUUAGUGGGAAAUACAGGAGUGCUCAUGGGCAUGUUUCUGGUGUCCUUUGUCAUCCUGGUGGCCCUCAUCACCGUGCUGUCUGGCAUCGGUGUUGGGGAGCACUGUGGUGUUGGCAGCGGUGGUGUCUACUCGAUGAUCUCCUCGGUCCUUGGUGGGCAGACCGGUGGCACGAUUGGGCUACUGUACGUGUUUGGACAGUGUGUCGCAGGGGCCAUGUACAUCACCGGCUUUGCUGAGUCCAUCUCCGAUUUGCUGAGCCUCAGGAGUAUCUGGGCCGUGCGAGGAAUUUCGGUGGCGGUGCAUCUGGCCUUGCUGGGGAUUAACCUAGCAGGUGUCAAAUGGAUAAUCCGCCUCCAGCUGCUGCUGCUGUUCCUGCUGGCCGUGUCCACACUGGACUUCGUGGUGGGCUCUUUCACACACCUGGACCCAGAGCACGGUUUUAUUGGGUAUUCACCAGAACUGCUACAGAACAACACUCUGCCAGAUUACAGCCCCGGAGAGUCUUUUUUCACUGUUUUUGGGGUGUUCUUCCCAGCGGCUACAGGAGUCAUGGCUGGUUUCAACAUGGGGGGUGACCUCAGGGAGCCCGCUGCCAGCAUCCCCCUGGGCUCCAUAGCAGCUGUUGGCAUCUCGUGGUUUCUGUACAUCGUAUUUGUCUUCCUGCUGGGCGCUGUCUGCACCCGAGAGGCCCUUCGCUAUGACUUCCUGAUAGCGGAAAAGGUGUCCCUGGUGGGCUUCCUGUUCCUUUUGGGCUUAUACAUCUCAUCUCUGGCCUCCUGUAUGGGAGGACUCUAUGGAGCCCCCCGGAUCCUGCAGUGCAUUGCCCAGGAGAAAGUGAUUCCCACACUGGCCUGUCUGGGGAAAGGGAAAGGGCCAAAUAAAACACCUAUAGCUGCCAUCUUCCUGACCAGCUUAGUGACAAUGGCCUUUGUCCUUGUGGGCCAGGUGAAUGUUCUAGCCCCCAUUGUCACCAUCAAUUUCAUGCUGACAUACAUUGCAGUGGACUACUCUUACUUCUCUCUGUCCAUGGGUCCCUGCAGCCUUCCCCAGGUGCCUGAGUCAGUGCACAGGGAGGGCACAGGAGCUCUCCACUGCUCUGAGCACCUGCUCUUGCAGAAGGCUCCCAGCUAUGGCUCUGAGGGCACUGCCCGAAGCCUCUCUGAGGGAACUCUGCUCGAAUUCACCAAAGACAUGGAUCAACUCCUCCAGCUAACCAGGAAGCUUGAGAAUAGCCAACCUAGGCAAGGAGACAGUGACGGGAUCCCAGAAAGUAAGAAGGGGAAAAGCAAGAAGGCCACAAAGUCAACCUUACAAGAUAGCUUCCUUUUGGACCUCAAAUCCCCAGCUUCCUUGCCUGCUGAGGGCUCUGACAGAUUGCCUACUGCCUCAUGGGAGGGGCAGGAAGCCUACUGGAACAAACAGAGUGCCAGGAGUGAAAGAGUUUGGUCUAGAGGAGCAUGUGGAGAACAACUUGUCCCUGAGCCAAGUUACCAGCCUGGCCCAAGUGGAGAAGAGUUCUUCCUGAAGUCUAGGCUCCAGGACCAAGAUAUCCAGAGGACCAAUUCUUUCUACACCCACAUGUGACACCCCUGGGUCUCCCUGUUAGGGGUUGUUGGGUCCCUUCUCAUCAUGUUUGUGAUCCAGUGGGUCUAUACCCUCAUUAACAUGGGUGUUGCUGCCAUUGUGUAUUUCUAUAUCGGUCGGGCCAGUCCAGGGCUUCACCUUGGAUCAGCCUCCAACUUCAGCUUCCUCAGGUGGAUGAAGUCUCUUCUGAUCCCCUCCUGCAGGAGCUUGAGAUCUCCCCAAGAGCAGAUAAUUUUGGCGCCAUCCCUGGCUAGGGUUGACAUGGAAAUGACUCAGCUCACCCAGGAGAACGCAGACUUCGCUACUCGGGAUCGCUACCACCAUUCUUCCUUUGUGAGUCGGGAACAGCUGAUGUCUCAGUACUAGGGUACUGAGUGCUUAGUAGUAGGCAGCCCAAGGGCCCUCCUUUCUUGGAGCUGUCCUGUGCACAAUGGAUCUGAAUCUCAGAACCUUCAUGAUGCUGAUUCUCCUCAGUAAGAAACUCAAAGACCUGUCCUCCCACUGUUGUUCUGGAAAAUGGACAUCUGCAUUCUGGUCUGGAGUACCACAUCUCACCAGGGUAACCACUGGAGUGGCUGUGGCCUCCUCAACAUGCACCCAGUUUGAAGAGCUCCACAACAAACAUCAAGACUUGUAGGUGUGGAGAAUCAGCCCAGGUUGCUUGUUCUGAAGGCCACA